UCAGAUCAUCAGGUGGGGAAAGAACACAUUGCUACUUGCCAGCCACCUUCUCCAAGGAAAAGAGUAAAGAAGAAACAACAUAGUCCUAGAGAAGUCUUCAUGCCAGAAGUGCUCCAGGAGUCAUGGUGGACAAAUUCUGCAAUUCUACUUUUUGGAAUUCUUCAUUCCUGGACAGACCAGAUGCAGACCUGCCACUUUGUUUUGAACAAACUGUCCUGGUAUGGAUUCCUUUGUGCUUCCUUUGGCUCUUGGCCCCUUGGCAGCUUUUCCACGUAUAUAGAUCCAGGACCAAGACAUCUUCUAUAACUAAGUUUUACAUUGCUAAACAGGUGCUCGUUGGGUUUCUUCUUAUUCUGGCAGUCAUAGAGCUGGCCCUUGCACUCACAGAAGACUCUGGACAAGCCACGAUUCCUCCCGUGAAAUAUGUCAACCCGAUCCUCUACCUAGUCACAUGGCUCCUGGUUUUGCUGAUCCAGUACAGCAGGCAAUGGUGCAUACAGAAAAAUUCUUGGUUCCUGACAAUAUUCUGGAUUCUCUCGAUCUGCUGUGACACUUUCCAAUUUCAGACUCUUGUCCGGGCACUCCUACAGGACAAAAGUUCCAAUCUGGCCUAUUCCUGCCUGUUCUUCAUCUCUUAUGGAUUACAGAUCCUGAUCCUGAUCCUUUCAGCAUUCUCAGAAAAAAGUGACUUAUCAAGUAAUCCAUCAUCCACAGCUUCAUUUUUGAGUAGAAUUACCUUCAAUUGGUAUAACAGGGUUGUUCGGAAAGGUUACAAGCACCCUUUGACACUUGAAGAUGUCUGGGAACUUGAUGAAGAGUUUAAAACCAAACUGGUGGUGAGCAAGUUUAAAGUAGUCAUGGAAAAGGAGCUUCAGAAAGCUAAGCGGGCAUUCCAGAGACGGCAGCAGAAGUCCCAGCGGAACUCUGGCGCCAAGUCACAUGGCUUGGACAAGAACCAGAGCCAAAGCCAAGAUGUCCUUGUCCUGGAAGAAGCUAAGAAGAAAAAGAAGUCUAAGGCUACAAAAGACUUUCCCAAAUCCUGGCUGACCAAGACCCUCUUCAAAACUUUCUCCAUGGUGCUUCUGAAGUCAUUCAUACUGAAACUAGUGUAUGACGUCUCUAUGUUUCUGAAUCCUCAGCUGCUGAAAUGGCUGAUUGCCUUUGUGAGUGACUAUGACUCAUAUGUGUGGCAUGGAUAUGUCUACGCCAUCCUCUUAUUAGUUAUUAGUCUCCUCCAAUCUCUCUGCCUUCAGGCUUAUUUUCAAAUGUGUUUCAUUCUGGGAAUGAGUGUACGGACAACCGUCAUGGCUUCUGUAUAUAAGAAGGCACUGACCCUGUCCAACUUGAACAGGAAGCAGUACACCAUCGGGGAAACAGUGAACCUGAUGUCUGUGGAUGCCCAGAAGCUGAUGGAUGUGACCAACUUCAUUCACUUGCUGUGGUCAACUUUCCUGCAGAUUGCCUUAUCCAUCUUCUUCCUGUGGAGAGAGUUGGGACCCUCAGUCUUAGCAGGUGUAGGGGUGAUGGUUCUCCUAGUUCCAAUUAAUGGAAUACUUGCCACCAAGAAUAGAAAUAUUCAGUUCAAAAACAUGAAGUAUAAGGACAAACGUUUGAAGACCAUGAAUGAGAUUCUCAGUGGAAUCAAGAUCCUGAAAUAUUUUGCCUGGGAACCUUCAUUCGAAGACCAAGUCAACUAUCUUCGAAAGAAAGAGCUGAAGAACCUGCUGACCUUUGGUCAGCUGCAGAGUAUGAUUAUAUUCUUCUUACAGUUAGCUCCUAUCCUGGUGUCUGUGACAACAUUUUCAGUUUAUGUUCUGGUGGAUAGCAACAAUAUUUUGGAUGCAGAAAAGGCCUUCACCUCCAUCACCCUCUUCAAUAUCCUGCGUUUUCCCCUAACCACGCUUCCCAUGGUGAUCUCUUCCGUGCUGCAGGCCAGUGUCUCGAUAGAACGUCUAGAGAAAUACUUGGGAGGGGAUGACUUGGACACAUCUGCCAUUCGGCAUGUCUGCAAUUUUGACAAAGCUGUGCAGUUUUCUGAGGCCUCCUUUACCUGGGACCUGGACUCGGAAGCCACGAUCAGAGACGUGAACCUGGAUGUUAUGCCAGGCCAACUGGUGGCUGUGGUGGGUACUGUGGGCUCUGGGAAAUCUUCCUUGAUGGCAGCUAUGCUGGGAGAAAUGGAAAAUGUCCACGGGCACAUCACCAUCAAGGGCACUACAGCUUAUGUCCCUCAGCAGUCCUGGAUUCAGAAUGGCACCAUAAAAGACAACAUCCUUUUUGGAUCAGAGUUGAAUGAAAAGAAGUAUCAGCAAGUUCUGGAGGCCUGUGCUCUCCUCCCAGACUUGGAAAUAUUACCUGGAGGAGACAUGGCUGAAAUUGGAGAGAAGGGUAUAAAUCUCAGUGGUGGCCAGAAGCAGCGAAUCAGCCUGGCCAGAGCUGCCUACCAAGACUUAGACAUCUACAUUCUGGAUGACCCUCUAUCAGCUGUGGAUGCUCAUGUAGGAAAACAUAUUUUCGAUAAGGUCUUGGGCCCCCAUGGCCUGUUGAAUGGCAAGACCCGACUGUUGGUUACACAUAGCAUUCACUUUCUUCCCCAAGUGGAUGAGAUUGUGGUUCUGGGGAAUGGCACUGUCUUGGAGAAAGGAUCCUACAAGGCUUUGCUGGCCAAGAAAGGAGUAUUUGCUAAGAAUCUGAAGACAUUCAUAAGACAUUCAAGUUCUGAAGGGGAGGCCACAGUAAAUGACGGUAGUGAAGAAGAAGACGACGACUGUGGACUGAUACCCAGCAUAGAGGAAAUCCCUGAGGAUGCAGCCUCCUUGACCAUGAAAAGAGAGAACAGCCUUCAUCGAACUAUGAGCCGCAGCUCUAGGUCCAGUAGAAGGCAUCUGAAGUCCUUGAAAAACUCCUUGAAAACUCAAAAUGUGAAUGCCCUGAAGGAGGAAGAAGAAGUAGUGAAAGGACAAAAACUAAUUAAGAAAGAAUUCAUGGAACGUGGAAAGGUGAAGUUCUCUGUCUACAUAAAAUACCUACGAGCAAUGAGAUGGUGUUCGAUAGCCUUCAUCGUCUGUUUCUUCAUGAUGAAUUCUGUGGCUUUUAUUGGGUCCAACCUUUGGCUUAGUGCUUGGACCAGAGACUCUCUGAUCUACAACGGCACCAACUAUCCAGCCUCUCAGAGGGACAUGAGAAUUGGAGUCUAUGGAGGUCUGGGAGUAGCACAAGCUGUAUUUGUGGUCAUAGCAAGUAUGUGCAGUGUAUUCAGCUGCAACCAUGCAUCAAAAACCUUGCAUCAGCAACUGCUAAGCAAUAUCCUCCAUGCACCUAUGAGGUUUUUUGAUACAACACCCACAGGCCGGAUUGUGAACAGAUUUGCUGGUGAUAUUUCCACCGUGGAUGAAACCCUCCCUCAGACCUUGCGCAGCUGGCUGCUGUGCUUCCUGGGGAUAAUUAGCACCCUUGUAAUGAUCUGCAUGGCCACCCCUGUGUUCAUCGUCAUUAUCAUUCCUCUUGGCAUUAUUUACGUGGCUAUCCAGAUAUUUUAUGUGGCAACUUCCCGCCAGCUGAGACGUCUGGACUCUGUCACUAGAUCCCCAGUCUACUCUCACUUUAGUGAGACAGUAACAGGUUUGCCCGUUAUCCGUGCCUUUGAACACCAGCAGCGAUUUCUAAUGUCCAACGAGAAGUUAAUAGACAUCAACCAGAAAUGUGUCUUUUCUUGGAUUAUAGCCAACAGGUGGCUUGCAGUUCGCCUGGAGUUUGUUGGGAACCUGAUUGUCUUCUUUGCUUCCUUGCUGCUGGUUAUUUAUAAAAAUACCCAAACUGGAGACACCGUCGGCUUUGUUCUGUCCAAUGCCCUUAAUAUCACACAAACCCUGAACUGGCUAGUGAGGAUGACAUCAGAAACAGAGACCAACAUUGUAGCUGUUGAGCGCAUAAAUGAGUACAUCAAUGUGGAAAAGGAGGCAUCCUGGAUGACGGAUAAGAGGCCUCCAGCAGAUUGGCCCAGCAAAGGUGAAAUCCAGUUUAGCAACUACCAAGUACGGUACCGACCUGAGCUGGAUCUGGUUCUGAAGGGGAUCACUUGUCACAUCAAGAGCACUGAGAAGAUUGGUGUAGUGGGCAGGACAGGAGCUGGGAAGUCAUCCCUCACAAACUGCCUCUUCAGAAUCUUAGAGUCUGCAGGUGGCCAGAUCAUCAUUGAUGGAAUAGAUAUUGCUUCUAUUGGGCUCCACGACCUCCGAGGGAAACUGACCAUCAUCCCCCAGGACCCCGUCCUGUUCUCUGGAAACCUAAGGAUGAAUCUUGACCCUUUCAACAAAUACUCAGAUGAGGAGAUUUGGAAAGCCCUGGAGCUGGCUCAUCUCAAGUCCUUUGUGGCCGGCCUGCAACUUGGGUUGUCCCACGAAGUGACAGAGGCUGGUGAAAACCUGAGCAUUGGGCAGAGGCAGCUCCUGUGCCUGGGCAGGGCUCUCCUUCAGAAGUCCAAGAUUCUGGUGCUGGAUGAGGCCACUGCUGCUGUGGAUCUAGAGACAGAUCAACUCAUCCAGAAGACCAUCCGGGACGAGUUCUCCCACUGCACUGUUAUCACCAUUGCCCACCGGCUGCACACCAUCAUGGACAGCGACAAGAUAAUGGUCCUAGACAGUGGGAAUAUUGUAGAGUACGGCAGCCCUGAAGAACUGCUGGGAAAGUCUGGCCCCUUCUAUUUUAUGGCCAAAGAAGCUGGCAUUGAGAACAUAGACAACACAGCACUCUAGCAGCAAAUCGCAUGGGGGAGAAAAGGACUAUACAAAUCAGUUCUCUGUGUGUGCGCAGGCAUGUGUGUGAAGUUAUGUCAUGUGCAGAGCUAGGUAUAAAAUACACAUUUUUUAUCUAGGUCUGACUAUGUUGCCCAGGCUGGCAUCAAACUCUUGGGCUCUAGUGAUCCUCCUGCCUCAGCCUGUUGAGUAAAAAUGUACAUUUUAUGGAAUGAUAAGUGAAUACCCAUGUGCCCAUUAUCCAGAUAAAGAAAAUGAAUAUUAUUAGGAGCCUCAGAAACCCCUGAGUUGUCCCACUUUGAUCAUAACUUCUUGCCCGCCUCUCUUCCAGACAGUCACUCUCCUGAAUUUCAUGAUAAUUGUUCCCUCACCCUUUGUUUUAGUUUCACCACCUUUGCAUGCAUCCGUAAACAAUGUGUACCUUUUAAAAAUCUUAUCUAAAUAGACUCACUCUGCAUGGAUUCUUUUA
Messenger RNA from Chinchilla lanigera (long-tailed chinchilla), 5223 nucleotides. RefSeq names its product ATP-binding cassette, sub-family C (CFTR/MRP), member 2 (gene Abcc2). The transcript is spliced from 32 exons. Bases 123 to 4754 code for a protein of 1543 amino acids. The record is from RefSeq and is a predicted model, not a curated record. Gene Ontology annotation, biological process: transmembrane transport. Gene Ontology annotation, cellular component: apical plasma membrane. Gene Ontology annotation, molecular function: ATP hydrolysis activity; ATP binding; ABC-type transporter activity. NCBI's taxonomy places the organism in Eukaryota, Metazoa, Chordata, Mammalia, Rodentia, Chinchillidae.